Acromyrmex echinatior (Panamanian leafcutter ant) is the source of this 496-nucleotide messenger RNA. Its product is annotated as royal jelly protein-like protein. The record is from RefSeq and is a predicted model, not a curated record. NCBI's taxonomy places the organism in Eukaryota, Metazoa, Arthropoda, Insecta, Hymenoptera, Formicidae.
UUUUGCCUCCAUAGCAAAUCAAAAAUUUCGUUUUGAUGGCGGUAUCUUCAGUAUAGUGACUCUUUAUGAUGAUCUUUAUUAUGUUACUACGCCGGGAACGAAAAUUUAUAAAAUGAAAAUCAAAUCACUACUAAAAUGUCCAAAUAUAGAAGAGGCUAAUAAGAAAACUAAAAUUGCGAUUAAAAUACCAAGUGAUUCAGGACAAAUCGCAUCAGCAGGACAUUCAAUAUUUUACAGUGAUUCUGAUGGAAAUGCUAUUUUAGGAACGAAUGUUUUUCAAAAAUCUGGCAAAAACACGGUGAUACUUGCACAAGACGAUAAAAAACUUCAAGCUAUAAGUUCGCUAAAAACUUCAUAUUAUUGGAAUAAAUUGAUAGGCCUAUCAGAUAGAUAUCAUCGUUACGUUCUUGGUACUGUAAACCUAAAUGAAGUAAACAUCCGCUAUUUCGAAAUGGAUUUAGCAAAAAUACAAAAGAAGAUGGAUUUGAUUCCUUGA